AUGACCGACUUUUGGAAGUUAGAAGAAAUCAGUUUUGAAAAACCAAAAGCAAAACAUGAUAUUCUAUGCGAAAAUCAUUUUAUUAAUAAUAUUAAACGUGAACCUAGUGGUCGAUAUAUUGCUAGGUUACCAUUUAUUAAAGGCGAUCGUACGCUGGGUGACUCUAGAGCAGCAGCCUAUCGGCGCUUUCACGCAUUAGAAAAUAAAUUUAUAUCUAAUUCAGAAUUAAAAUUAGAAUAUCAUAAGGUAAUGCAAGAAUAUCUUGAUCUCGGUCAUAUGUCACUUGUAUCAGAUGAUUCUGAUCAUAGAUAUUAUUUACCGCAUCAUGCUGUGAUUAAAAAAUCCAGCUCGACUACUAAGGUUCGAGUAGUCUUUGAUGCAUCUGCUAAAUCAAAUAAUAAUAAAUCACUUAAUGAUAUUUUAAUGACAGGUCCUACUAUUCAAAAUACCAUUUUCACUCAAUUACUUAAAUUUCGUUCACAUAAAUAUGUCCUCACAGCUGACAUUGAAAAAAUGUAUCGUCAAAUUCUAUUACAUAAAGACGAUCGAGCAUACCAAAGAAUACUUUGGCGUGUGGGCGAUCAAAUUAGAACUUUUGAAUUAAAUACAGUAACCUUUGGCAUAACUUCUUCUCCAUUUUUGGCUAUCCGCACUAUUCAUCAAUUAGCUGAUGAUGAAGCAAAUCAUUUCCCACGUGCUGCGCAUAUUCUAAAAAACGACUUGUAUGUUGAUGAUCUUUUAACAGGUGCAAGUAAUAUAUCAGAAACGCGUCAGCUUCGUGAUGAAAUUGUUAAAUUAUUAAAACGUGGUCAAUUCAAUAUUCGCCAAUGGGCUUCUAAUGAACCAAAAUUGAUAGCAGAUUUAUCUAAUGUCAAUGUUAAUUCUAAUUUUUUACUCGAUAAAAAUUGUACCUUGAAAACUCUCGGUAUUUCAUGGGAAGCAAAAUUUGAUUGGGCAGUUCCACUGAAACCACCUGUGUUACCAGUACUACCUAAUUUACCAGCAUUAUUUGAUUUCCUAGUAUCACUACCAGUACCGUUCAAUUUACCAGCAUCACUUAAUUUAUCAGCCCUGUCAACAGUACAAAUUGAUUUACCAGUAUUAUUUGAUUUAUCACAACCAGUACCAUUUGAUUUAGCAGCAUCACCACCAGUUGCACUUUAA
This is a messenger RNA of Aphidius gifuensis, 1164 nucleotides long. RefSeq lists its product as uncharacterized. The record is from RefSeq and is a predicted model, not a curated record. NCBI's taxonomy places the organism in Eukaryota, Metazoa, Arthropoda, Insecta, Hymenoptera, Braconidae. The transcript is spliced from 2 exons. The coding region runs from base 1 to 1164 and encodes 387 amino acids.